This is a messenger RNA of Tripterygium wilfordii, 1878 nucleotides long. Its product is annotated as nudix hydrolase 8-like. Gene Ontology annotation, molecular function: ADP-ribose diphosphatase activity; NAD binding; NADH pyrophosphatase activity. The transcript has 11 exons. Lineage: Eukaryota; Viridiplantae; Streptophyta; Magnoliopsida; Celastrales; Celastraceae. The coding region runs from base 613 to 1743 and encodes 376 amino acids. The record is from RefSeq and is a predicted model, not a curated record.
UGUCUAUUGAUACAGAGGCUCAAUCUUGGUCUUUUAAAAAAUGGUCUUUCUUGGGUCUUUCACAGAUUCACUCAUCUCUCUCAUCGGGCGUCGAGUGAGAUUCUUGUUGUUGCAUUUCCGAUUCUUAUGCAGAUUAUAAAUACAUUGUCAUCCCUCCAUUUUUCAAACAAUCCCUCUUUCCUCUGCCUUUUGGGUCCUUUUUUCAGAGGGUUUGUGCUGCUGCGGGAGUCCGCUGUGACUUUCCUCUUAUCAGAUAUCAGCACAAGUCAUGUGCUUUUUCUUCUGAUAUAUCCACUCUCUUGGAUGGGCGUGUUGAACUAAGAUUCCAACAUUUUAUAAGCUAACCCCCUUCUCUUUCCUGCAAUUACUCAGCUAAUGCUUCGCUUACAAUACUUACAAGGGUAAAGCAUGGCUUUUGUGCUUGUUUGAACGCAUAAAUUGUCUUCAUUUCCUCAUGUUUAGUCCGCCAAAUUCUUGCACACUUCCUCGUCGAUGUCGAUGAAUUCCAGGAUCGUUUAUUGCAAAGAAUCUCAAGUAACUCUAUAUAUGUGAAGAAUCUGAUUUCAUUAGAUUGAGAAUUUAAUAGUGUGUUGGUAUUUGAAGAUUAUCUUGAUGGAGUGGAAGAUCCUCUGUCCAAAGACCACAUCUGCAGAAAUAGUCCCUAUGCGAACAACUUGUUCGAGCCAGGCUUCCAGUUUAAGGCACUUUUCUGGUGUUGGAUUCUCUCCACAGUCGUGUUCCAGCAAAGAUUCAGGGUUGUGUUCAGGGUCGCAGCUGAAGGUAACUUGCUCAAGUAUCUCUACUAAAAGUCAGUGGUUAAAGUAUGAUAGUAAUUCAGCAGACCAAGAAAACCCUGUGGCUGGAAAGUAUGUGUAUGAUAAGAUAAAUGGAAGUAAUGGGACACGUAUCAGUUUGUAUCCCAGUAAUGACAAUGUGAGAGUACUUCACGGCUAUGACGAUGAAUAUGGGGGAGUUGUCAUUGAUCCUGACAGAUUACCAGCUAAUACCAACACCUUUGCUUCUACGCUUCGUUUCUCGCUUUCUCAUUGGAAAACGAAGGGAAAGAAAGGAAUAUGGCUUAAGCUGCCAGUGGAGCACUCAGAGUUUGUUCCUGUUGCCGUAAAAGAAGGCUUUCAAUACCACCAUGCAGAGAAAGGAUAUGUGAUGUUAACAUAUUGGCUUCCUGGAGGACCUUGCUUGCUUCCAGCGAAUGCUUCACAUCAAGUAGGCGUUGGAGGAUUCGUCAUCAAUGAAAGGAACGAGGUGCUCGUAGUACAAGAGAAAUACUGUGCUCCAGCUUCUGCCAGCCUCUGGAAAAUACCCACCGGCUUCAUCCUUGAGUCCGAAGAGAUUUUCACUGGAGUUGUACGAGAAGUGAAGGAGGAAACUGGUAUUGACACGGAGUUUGUGGAAGUUGUCGCAUUCAGGCAUGCUCACAAUUUGGCUUUUGAUAAGUCAGAUUUGUGCUUUGUCUGCAUACUAAGACCCCUAUCAACUCAGAUCAUUGUUGAUGACUCUGAGAUUCAAGACGCUAAGUGGAUGCCGCUAAUGGAGUUCGUGCAGCAAGCACUAAUCGAAGGAGACUCCAUGUUCAAGAAAAUUGUUGAUAUUUGCAUUGACCGGUUGGGGAUGCGCUACUGUGGUCUGUCUGCUCAUCAAGUUAUCUCCACAUUUGAUGGCAAGCCAUCCUCCCUGUAUUAUAAUGUUACUGAACCUCAAGAUUUCAACUGUAUAGGCAGCUAAGGCCAGGGAUGCAAGGUUGGAUAGGAAUCCAUUCCCAAACUUGUACAUUGAAAUAUAUUUACUUAUUAAGUUAUGUAUCGUAUGUAAAUAUUAGUGGGGAGCUCCAAUUGAUUGUUAUCAGGCUCAUAUUUUGUG